Ahaetulla prasina is the source of this 2611-nucleotide messenger RNA. RefSeq names its product cyclin B1 (gene CCNB1). The coding region runs from base 138 to 1364 and encodes 408 amino acids. Gene Ontology annotation, cellular component: cyclin B1-CDK1 complex; nucleus; mitochondrial matrix. Gene Ontology annotation, molecular function: cyclin-dependent protein serine/threonine kinase regulator activity. The record is from RefSeq and is a predicted model, not a curated record. NCBI's taxonomy places the organism in Eukaryota, Metazoa, Chordata, Lepidosauria, Squamata, Colubridae. The transcript has 9 exons. Gene Ontology annotation, biological process: mitotic cell cycle phase transition; mitotic metaphase chromosome alignment; regulation of cyclin-dependent protein serine/threonine kinase activity.
UUUUAAACUUGCAGCGGCAGGCAAAGAGGAUAUCGGACUCGUGCAGUAGCAGUAAUCCGCUGUCUUUUGGUCCUGGGCAAGCAAGGGAGCGAUUCGGAGCAGACGGGUCGUGAGGAUCUAGGAAUCCAGCCUAGGCCAUGGCUUUGCGGGUCACCCGGAAUACAAAAGUCAAUGCUGAGAACAAAACAAAACCUGCAAUGGCCCUCACUAAGCGAGGGGUUGCUGCUAACAAGCCAGCUUUGAGGCCUAGGACUGCUUUGGGAGACAUCGGCAACAAAGCUUGUGAGCCACAGUGUAAAGACAUAGUGAAAAAGGAAAUGUUAAAGCCUACAGCCGUGGACAAAGUGACUACUCGGAAAAUCACAAAACCUACUGAAAAACCAAUUGAACCUGUAAAAGAAGAAAAGCCAAUACUACAACCUGUUAAGUUGGAGUCUCUAUCCCCAAGCCCCAUGGAAACAUCUGGCUGUGCUCCAGCAGAGGACAUAUUAUGCCAGGCUUUCUCGGAUGUACUGCUUGAAGUGAAAGAUGUAGAUACAGAUGAUGUCUCUGAUCCAAACCUUUGCAGUGAAUAUGUGAAGGACAUCUACAACUACUUGAAAGUUCUUGAGGGUCAGCAAUCUGUGAAAGCAAACUACUUAGCAGGUCAGGAAAUUACUGGAAAUAUGCGGGCAAUCCUAAUUGACUGGCUUGUGCAAGUUCAGAUGAAAUUCAAACUGUUACAAGAGACUAUGUACAUGACGGUUGCCAUAAUAGAUCGGUUUCUUCAGAACAACAAAAUAGCCAAAAGGUUGCUACAACUGGUUGGUGUAACAGCCAUGUUCAUUGCUAGCAAAUACGAAGAAAUGUUUCCACCAGAAAUUGGUGACUUUGCCUAUGUGACAGAUCAUACUUAUACCAACCUACAAAUCAGGCAAAUGGAAAUGAAAAUCUUAAGAUCAUUGGAUUUUAACCUUGGUCGUCCACUUCCGCUGCAUUUCCUAAGGAGGGCAUCAAAAAUUGGAGAGGCAAAUAUAAACCAGCAUUCAUUAGCAAAAUACCUGAUGGAACUUGCACUGGUAGAUUAUGAAAUGGUACAUUAUCCUCCGUCCCAGAUUGCGGCUGCAGCUUUUUGUUUGUCUACUAAAGUUCUGGCAGAAGGAGAGUGGACGCCAAUUCUUCAACACUACAUGUAUUAUACUGAAGACACUCUUAUUCCUGUGAUGCAGCAUAUGGCAAAGAAUGUGAUGUUGGUAAACCGGGGCCUUAUAAAGCACAUGACUAUCAAAAAUAAAUACGCCAGCAGCAAGCAUGCCAAGAUUAGCACCCUUCCGGCAUUAAAUUCUGCAGUCAUACAGGAUCUGGCUAAACCACUGUUGAAAUAAAUAUAAUUUAACUGUUUGGACAAAGCUGACACCAUGUGUCACUAUUGUGUGUGUAUAUAUAAUAUAUUCUCUUAAAGUUUUUAAUAAACUUCCUUACUUUUACUUCAACUGUUGUCAUGGUCUACUUAACAUUUGUUUUGUCAGAUAUUAAGCCUAAAAUAAAACUAGGAUAUUGGAAAUUCAUGCCUAUAUAAUCUGUUGAAUGAAGACCAGCAAACAGGAAAAAAUUCUCUUGUUUAUUUUCUCAAGAGGGAUUUUUCAUUAUCUGUAUUCUGAAGUAAUAAAAAUUACAAUGGCCAUUCCUAAUUACUUGUUUUAGUGAAUAGAUAAAAUGGAUGAUAUAAUAUUCUGUGCUUAGAUACACCAACAUCAAGAAAUAUUGUCAUAUGAAACUAUAGGCAAAAUUAACUCAGAAUAAAUUAAUUUGUUGACAAAUUAUGACAUAACAAAUUAUCAGAACUAGUAAAAAUAGUUUUUGUAACUCAAAAUCAGUAAUUGAUGUAUCAUACUUACUAUAAGCUAUAUUUUGUUUAUUUAUAGCAUGGUUUUAUAAGGAAACUGAUUUUUAAUAUGAAGAAACUUAAUAUACAACAUUUUUAAGUGUAAGAAAAAAUAUUUUCCAAAACCUGGAAAAUAUUUUCUGUUAUUUAAUAAACUAUAUCUAGUCAGGAUAUUUGAAGGGUUUUAUUCUAGGCUAUCAGAGCUUUCACAUCCUAAAAUGGACAUUUUUAUUUCUGAUUAAUCACAUCUGCAAAUGAACUUUUCCACAGCUUUUAUUUCCAUCAUUGUAUGUUGCCAGUGGUACUCAUUCAUUCAUAAACAGUCAAUAUAAUGGAAUGUAGAAUAUUAAAUAUAUACGUAUCAAAACUAUGUAGGCUUUUGCUUUCAAUUAUGUUUAAGUAUGCUAAACUAUGAUCCAAAUAAACCAGAUUUAGGCAAGUUAAGUUAAAGUUACAGAGGAAUUAUUGAGUCUGUCAUUUGCACCUCUAUAACUGUCUGGUUCGGUUCUGCAACCCAACAAGAAAAACACAGAUUUCAGAGGAUAAUUAGAACUGCAGAAAAAAUAAUUGCUACCAACCUGCCUUCCAUUGAGGACCUGUAUACUGCACGAAUCAAGAAGAGGGCCGUGAAAAUAUUUGCAGAUCCCUCGCAUCCUGGACAUAAACUGUUUCAACUCCUACCCUCAAAACGACGCUAUAGAGCACUGCACACCAGAACAACUAGACACAAGAACAGUUUUUUCCCGA